This is a messenger RNA of Angiostrongylus costaricensis, 285 nucleotides long. The record is from the annotation of a GenBank genome assembly. NCBI's taxonomy places the organism in Eukaryota, Metazoa, Nematoda, Chromadorea, Rhabditida, Metastrongylidae.
AUGUGGUGUCCCGCAAUAGGGGAGGGAGGAGCAGCAAGAGGUGUGGUAGUCGGUGGUGGUCGUCGUGGUGGCGGUGGAAUGAAAGAACGAGAGGAAGAAGAAAAAGAAGAGGAAAAAGAAGAAGAAAAAGACGACGACGACAAAAGAAGACGGCCGAUAAGCAACUUUGUCGACAUAGCCGCGAGUCACGAGGACAAGGUCAUCAUGAUGUACUCAUCCAUAUGCGCAAUCUGCCGACCGAAGUGGGUGGCACACUAUUUGGAGAGCUUCAGAGCUGUCGCAUAG